GUGAGUUCACUUCUCCUUUGGCAGUAGCAGUUCACAGAAGACUCUGAGAGCCAUCCAGACAAGAAACAUCCAGUGUCAUGAGUGGAACCUGCAUUUUAUGGCUACAGAGUUAAGAAAAGGGUCGAAUUCCAUGAGUCAAAAAACAACCCUUUUCUGAACCCCAAGCUCUGGGAAGCCCGGGGACCCUGGCUGGAUCGAAGAGAAAACUGACAAGGUUGGGCUACCUCCUCUCCGUGGGCCACCUUACCAAUCCUAAGAAUAUCAGCGCUGGACAGCUGAUCCCAGAGCUCUUCACUGCACGGAACCAAGCAAUUGGGAUGUGACAGCUGCCCAUGGUGUCCACUGCGGUUCGCUUUGGGGAUGGCAGAGAUGCUAGGGAUGCUCUUAGUCCUGCUCUGUGUCUCUCACUCUUCUGCCAGUUGUGGCAUUCAGAAAACCAACGUUAUGGAAAUUUCUGAGGAAGGUUUGGUCAACGACAAGGAAUUCCCAUGGGUGGUGUCGCUGCAGGAUUCCCAGUACACCCACCUGGCUUUUGGCAGCAUCCUUAGUGAGUUCUGGAUCAUCAGCAUCGCAUCCGUCUUGCAGAACAGGAAGGACGUCAUUGUUAUAGUUGGCAUAGCUAAGAUGGAUGCCAAAGUGAUUGCUCAUGAAGAGUAUCCAGUCAACACCAUCAUCAUCCAUGAGGAUUUUGAUAAUAAAACCAUGACAAAUAACAUAGCCCUCCUGAGGACAGACACGGCGAUAGGGUUCAACAACCUGAUCCAGCCCAUCUGCUUCCUCGACAGAAAGCUGAACAUGCCCCCAGCCUUGCGGAACUGCUGGGUGGCAGGAUGGAAUCCCACAUCUGCAACAGGAAAUCACAUGACGAUGAGUAUCCUGAGGAAAAUCUCCGUGAAAGACAUCGACCUGUGUCCCUUACACAAAAUCGAGAAAACAGGAUGUGGCAAUCACAUAGAGCAGGAAACCGAUGCUGUCUGCUUGGGGGACCCAGGAAACCCGAUGAUGUGCCAGCUACAGCAACUGAAUAUGUGGGUGCUGAGAGGAAUCUUGUCCCAUGGUGGUGAGAAUUGCCCUGGCCUAUUUCUAUACAUCAAGGUGGAAGACUAUAGCGACUGGAUUAUGUCCAAGACUAAGAAAACCAGCCGUCCUCUGUCUUCCUUCCACCCCUGGGAGGAACCAUUUCCUUUCUCCAGCUACUCAUCACAUAUCAUCGUGACACCAAAGAAACAUUCUGGGCUGGGCCAGAGUGAAUGGUCCCAAGCAGACGUGCAAGAAGAAAAUAAGGUCACCUUAUAUACAUUCCCAACAAACAGCUCUACAGAGAGUCCAGACCUUGAGGAGAAAGAGUUAGGGGAAUUAGGCAAGUCUUCUGCUGUGGCCGUAGAUCCCACUUACUAUGACUAUUAUGGGGAGGCUGGUAAGGGUAGUGGGCCUAUUUCAGGUCAGAACAGGUUACAUCAGCCCCAAGAAAUUAUCUUGUUUUCCUUUGUGCUUGUUUUCUUUUGCAAUGAUAUCUAGUCUAGGAGCUAACCCUCCCAACUGAAGAGUAAGCUCAGAAUGCUGAGUGUCAGGCAGCCACCAUGCUGUUUUGGUGUCUGUUUUUUUUUUAUAGUUGGCACACCUGGGCUGCCGCGGACAGGCCCACAGUGCAUAGGGGCUGGCUCUCUCUUCUCUGUCCCACUCCCACAUGCGGGAAGGUCACUUUCCUUUGUGCUUGUGAACUAAAUGUGGGCUAACAAGUGUCAAACCAUUAGAGUGCCCUGUGGUUCUUUCAGUGUUAACGGUUCCAGGACCCAGACUGUGCAAACACUCCCCACGGGCAAAUGUGGCCAGGGAAGUGCCCGGCUGGAGAGUUGGGGACAC
Messenger RNA from Callorhinus ursinus (northern fur seal), 1863 nucleotides. NCBI's taxonomy places the organism in Eukaryota, Metazoa, Chordata, Mammalia, Carnivora, Otariidae. The record is from RefSeq and is a predicted model, not a curated record.